UUGAAAUCAGACCGAGAUCAAGUUCGCGAUUUCGACGAGUUUGUCUCGCAUCUCAGCCACUUAGUCUUUGCGCAAAUUGGAGUACACGAAUCACCCAUGCGAUCUUUUCGAGCUGUAGUGAGAGGUAUAACGUCAAUUUAGAUUGUACCGAUGUCGAAUCCAACAGCCACACUCACAAGCUUGUGGAUAGAAGGUUUGUACCUUCCGAUUUUCUUUAACACACGUGUUUAUUUUUUUUCGUUGUGAAACGAGUUCCUGCGUUCUUCUCUCCUUAAGCCAGGUUAGAAUUUCUCAAACUCACUUCAGAACUAAUGCAUUGCUUAACAUCGAUUUCAUUGAGAACCUUGUAACUUAAAGAAUGUAUUUUUUCGUCAAUUGUGCCAACUCAUCAGGCUCAAGGAACGCUUUCCUUUAGUUAAAAUAAAUUGUUAUCCUUUUCUGAUGAAAGCUCUUGAAUAUUCAAAUCGCUUGUAGGUCAACCAAGCCCUGUGAAGAGUAACCCAGCUACUCCAGUGAAAGGAGUUGUGAAUCGGGACGCUACAGUGGUUUCAGAAGACUUCUUAAAGUUUUACAAAGAUAGUGGACUUGAACCUUUAGCCCGAGAGGUAGGAAAAAGUUACCCUCAAUCACCUCGUGACUUCGUUACACUUAUGCUAUGGCGAUUAAUAUGGUUCGGUACUCGACGAACAGUAUAAAUCUAAACAUCUUCACAUUUAUCCGCGAUGGCUUCUAACAUCGCAAUUUAUAAUUCAUGAUAUAUUUCUUAAGCUCUUCUUGCAAAUGACACUUCUAGUUCACCCUCAGUUCGCUUUCAGACCGAGAGUCAUUGCAUACGAGAGUUCACUGCAUCACUUUCAAUUUUUGUCUGCGCGAUUUGAGUGAUUUGCAAGCACAACUUUGAGAUCGAGCUUUCGUUUUUCACCAGCAUAGUUCCCCAUCAAAUCGCAGCUCAGACACUAAUCUUUUCUUCUUUUCCUUCUUUAUUUUGACUGUUAGGCUGGCGUGAUAGACAACAACGGAACACUAGACGGACUGAAAGAUUCCACCUCUCAUCCAAGAGUCAAUUGUUAGUUUUGCGAUAUUUGUUUGCUUUUGGAUUUUGGGUUUGAUUUAGGACACCCAAAUGCAAAUACAUUUUUUUUUCGAACAUGUCGCUCACUUAAAAAUAUUCAAGUGAAAUUUCAUCUCGGCUCGGUAGAUCACAUGGUUUCGGAUCUACGACUUGGAUUUUGUGUCUUUGAUUAGAUUAGCACUGAUAAAGCUUGUAUCAUUGGUUCACGCGAUGUUCUGUUUGAGUGGUACUACUUUCUUUGUGGACGAAUUAGUAUGUUGAAUGUCCAGCUAGAAUUCCUGGGCAGAAUAUAUCUUUCUUGUGAUUACAGACCCCUUUGGGAAAAGUAAAAAACUGACUGAAUUUUAUAUAUGACAUAAUUUUGUAGGCUUUAUUGCCCUUUUUUCAUCUGAAGGUUCAUGUUUACUGUUGCAUUGCAAGUGAAAUAAGCUAUUUUGGUUGUCUGGUGCAGUGGGACCUUGAUCAAAACUGAAAUGUGACUUUUUCAGUUUUGUGUUGUAUAGCAUUAAGAUUUCCCUGCAUAUCUGUACAAAAUAUUUCAGUGUGGAAGUUGAGAGAAUCACUUUUAGAGCUAGGGUACUGUAGUCCACUGCAACAUCUAUUCAUAUGUGCAAGGUUAAAUUCAACCCUUAAACUCCCAUGAGUGACCAAGUCAGAAUUUUUCCUUACAAAACCAAUACAAUAUCAAGCAGACAAGUGAUGAGAGCAAAGAAAAAUAUUAAUUAGGGGAUUAUUAGUUGAUCUGAUACCAAAUGCUCUGAACUAACAUCAUAAGAUUUAUAUGGCAGAUAGUAAGGAGAAUUACUAAUGAGAUCUUGAGAGUUAGAGGGUUAACCUGUUCACUCCCAAGAACUAUGUUUCAAUUCAUGACACUGUUUGCAGCACACUAGAUAUAUACUCAGCUCUGAUAAUUUGAAGAAUUCAAAAGUUUCCCCUUUUUCAUUUUAUGACAUUUCUCUGAAAAUCUAUUGAUAAUGUUGGGAAGAAUUCCUUCUGGUUGCUCCAAGGAGUGAAAGGGUGAAAAAUAUGUUUGGCAUCCUGGCCUUAACAAUCUUUGAAUUCAACCAGCACCUGCAAAAAGAAUUGCUCAUAUCCUUAUUUUUAAGGUGACACUCAGUAAGAUGUGCUCUGUACCAUCUGUAAUGAGGUGUUUCUUGUUGUCAUCAUUGCCUGUGUUUUUUCUUCUUUACAAUAUACCUCCUGUGAAAGAUAAGUGAAGACAUUCUUUAAAUUCAGACAGGUAGCUUAGUUGUCCCUUUAACUCCCCUGAUCUGAUUUAUAAUUCUCCCCUCUAGCUGCUACACAUUUUCUUGUAAAUUAGUUGUAAGAAUUUGGUAUUAGAUCCAGACAACAACUUCUGCCUGAUACAUUUGAGUAUUCUCAUUACCUCUUUGCUGGAUAGUUGAUAGAUAUUGUAGAGAGAAGUUCCAGCUGAAUCACUUUUGGAAGUUAAAGGGUUAAAGAACAUAAUGAGAUCAUGAAUGUACUGUUCUUCUUUCAAUAGCUGAUGCAGCAAGACUGGCAAAUAGCCCAAAUGUGAUGCCUGUGACAGCAGCUAAAAUUUCACCUGUUAUUUUACCCAAAACAGCAAAUUCUGCUCCAUCCCCAAUGGUAAGAACGCUUUAUAUUGUGUAUCUUUCUUCAAAGGAUGCAGACUAGUAGAAUUUUGCUAUAAAUUUUCUGCUGUUUUGCAAGAUGGUUGGGUCUAGUGAUUGGCAAGAAGCUCCUGGUCAAGAAACCUGGAUUUAAGCCAUGAUCAGGCUAUUGUGAUGUGGUCCUGGGAAACUCUCACACUACCCCUCUCCCGUUGGGAGCAUUAAGAUGUACCGAUGAAUUAUGUGGAAACCUGAAAAAAUGCCAGAGGGUAGGGUAGGGAGAUGAACAAUACCUCCCACCCACUAAUCUGUUUCAUUUCCAAGAUCUAAACAUAAAUUCUCUGUACUGCCUGCUAUACAUUUCUAAUCAUGUAGUUUAUGAGAAUUUGGUCUUAAAUCAAACAAUAUCCCCUAAAUGAUACUUUUUUCUGUCUUGUCACUUUUUUCCUUGGAAAAACAUUCCUUAGAAUCAGAGAUAAGCUUUGAUUAUAGAGGGAUUUGCCAAUAGGCUUGCAAGAUGUCACUGUCCAUUGUAUGAAUUUCUUCCUGCAGUUGUAAAGAAAGACCACUAAAGUGCUUUUUUUUUUUUUCUGUAGGUAAUAGGUUCUCCUGGGCCACAUCAAGUUAUUACUGUUGGUGGAAGUCCAAGAACACCAACCAUGAUUGCUGCUCCAAUUGUGGCACCGAAUACAACAGCUUCAUGGACGAGGUAAAUGAUACUUGUCAAAGAAAAAAAUGUGAUAGAGCCAAGCUUUUUUCAAGGAAAGAAUCUGGUCAUGUUUGGAACUUUUCCAUCUUGAUUUUUAAAUCCAACAUGUUACUAAUUAUUCAACAGCUCAGGGCAAAUAAAAUAUGAUGUACUUAUUGACUUAAUGGAAGGGCCUGAUGGGAAAAUAUCUGGCUUAAGGUUGUUAUCUUGGAACUGAGCGCUGUAAGGUCCAUAGUCAACCUUUUAAGUCCCAGACCAAAUUUGUCCUUACUGUCACCCAUACAAUUCUUAUAAUGUUAGUUCAGAGAAUUUAGUAUUGGAUCAACUAAUUAUCCCCAAAUUGUUAUUUUUCUUUAUUCUCGUCACUUAUCUGGUUGAUAUUUUAUUGAUAUUGUGAGGAGAAUUCUGUUUUGGUCACUCAUGGGAAUUAAAGGGUUAAUUAAUAUGAACAAGAAACCCACAAAAAAGUACAAGUUACAUGGUCAUUUCUGUUUUAUUUUAAGUCAUUGUUCACAAUUAGAAUUGUUGUUCUUAGUAUAUGCAACAGCUGUGUCACAUGUAGUAUUGGGCCAGCUGCCUAUGCAGUCAUAAUGGUUUUAUUUAGGAUUGUGCCUAACACAACAACAGAAAAAAUUGGCAACUGUGCCCUUACUCCUAAUAUAUAAUAUGGUUGAACUUGAUGUAGUUCUUCAAGAAAAAAAUAGUCAUUGAGUGAUUUUUUCUUAACCCUCCUUAAAUUUUCCUACUUAAAGUUUGUUUGAAAAAAUGCAAUAAAAAUAUGUAUAGGUCACUGUGCUUGUUCAAGAGUUUAAAGAACAUCGUACCUCUUUACCUGGUCCAUGGAUUAAAAUACAAAACUGUGUUCUCCGAAUGCACCCACGCUCAUUCCCCUGAUUACUUGAUUUUUACGCACAAUAUCGGAUGCGCAGUGCAAAAUUGAGGAAUCACCUUAAAGUUAUCUUUGUAGUCAUGUGGUUUAAACAAGUGAUGAUAUGACAAUAACUGGUUUCCUUUCUUUGUAGAGUAAGCACAACUCCAAAUAGUGGAAAGAAAAGGAGAAUGGAUUGUUUGGAGAAUAGUGACCUACUAGAUAGUGCAGAAAGGUUAGAGAUAAAAGAAAGACAGGGUUCUCGUUAAGAGUUGUAGAAUGAUGUGAAGAAUGGGGGCAUUUUCUCUACAUUUGACUGGAAAGUUGCUCAGGGUUUGAAAAUUUUGCCUGUGAAUUUUGGGCAGUAAACUGGUGAACCCUGUGAUCUCCAGUGCUUAAUCAACACUUUAGAAAAUCAUGGACAGGAAUAGCUACACUUCUGAUGCCCUGAUACAGCUUUUAGUUUGGUUAAUUUAGGACGGGAAAAAUCUGCACUAGAUUGAUACUGCAAUCCUGAGUUCAUUUUUAACUCUUGAAAAUUUAGAGACCAUAAGUUUUAAAGACUGAUUUUUUUUUUCAUCAUGAGUUACUGGAGGCAUACUUUGAAUGCAAAAUUUUAUCCCCUCUCAGAAAACGAGGUAAAAGACUACCAAGUGCAGGUCGCUCAGGGGGUGAUAAAAGUGGAAAAGGGUUGAGACAUUUCUCCAUGAAAGUGUGCGAGAAAGUUCAGCAGAAAAGAACAACAUCCUACAAUGAGGUAAUCAUAUUAACACAUUUUACUAAAUAGUGAGCAGAUGUUUGUUAAAAUGGUGUGUAAUAUGCUGUAUGAUAUAACACUAUUUCCUUGAAUAAUCACUUGGCCACUCAUCCACAAUUUCAGCUUAAGGGAGGGGCACUUAUUGGAAGGAGGGUGCUCAAUAGUGGAGAGCGUUUACUAAGAAACUAUUCCAUCAUAGUUUAAGCUUAAAAAAUCAUAAAUAAAGUAGCUAUGGAAACAGGUUUUCCUUGUAUCCCUACUAAGUAACCCUUUAACUCCAAAAAUUGGAAUGUUAAUUCUCUCCCCUAGCUGCUACUUAUUUCCUUGUAAAUUGGUGAGGAGAAUUUGGUGUUCAGUCAAGAUAAUGUCUUGUACCUGAUGAGUUUGAGCAAUCUCACAACUUGUUUGCUGGAUAAUGUAUGGAUACUAUAGGGAGAAGUUACAUGAUAAUCACUUCUGGGAGUGAAAGGGCUUAGAAAGUGGGGGAGGAGAGAAAGGAGAGAAGGGGCAUAUGACCAAGGGUUAUUUUGGGGAUGGGAUGUUGAGUUCUCUUUAACUUAAGAUUAUUGCAAAUUGAUUAAUUAUUAUAUUGAUUAGCAGUUAUUAUGGUGAGUGGCCUUUGAAUUAGAAAUGUCGACUGGUUCCUUUUCAGGUUGCUGAUGAAUUGGUUCAGGAGUUCAGUGAUCCUGACAAACAUCUCUCACCCACGGACCAGGUAUAUUGCUAAUGAUAGCCACAGCAUUUUUGUGAUUAAUUUUUUUUAAUAAAAAGUAGAUAAGCCAGAGAAGUGUGGGAAAUUCACCAUGCCAUUAAAUCUGACAACUUUGAAGUAUUUGAGCAUGUUAACCCUUUGGCUCCUAGCAUCUAAUUUCUCCUUACAAUAUCACCCCUGAAUCAAACAUUAGGUUUAUGAGAAUAAAGAAAAAGAUCGCCCACAAGGGAUGCUCUUGAUUGUUAAACAAUUUCUCCUUGUCAACAAGUAAAGAGUGAUGCAGAUAACACCAUGGAGAAUAUGCAUACUGACAGUGGUAUGUAAAGGGCUAAAGGGACACAAAAUAGGAUGAGAUUCAUGGAAAAGUGGAUGAAUUAUGAUAUUUGAUACAUGUAGGUUUCUGUGGUAGGCCAUGCUAGGAUUAUUGGCCUAUUAACUCUCGUAGAUGCCAAGAUAAUGAUGAUGAUUAUUCAAACUCUUUUCAAGAACAACUCAACCUCUGUCAAAGCAAUCUGAUAGACUCAAUUCAUGUUUGUUUGCCUUCUUUUUUGCUGUCUAUUCUAUCAAGAAAAACAUUGAAUUUAGCUGUUUGUGCUUAUUUUAAGGCUUAUGACCAGAAGAACAUCAGAAGAAGAGUAUACGAUGCAUUGAAUGUGCUGAUGGCAAUGAACAUCAUUUCAAAAGAAAAGAAGGAAAUCAAGUGGGUUGGUUUGCCCACAAACUCUGCACAGGAAUGCCAACAAUUAGAGGUAUGUGUAGAAGAGCUGACCCUUUGUUUAAAACUACACAGUGUAAAUAAUCAGAAGGUUAUUUUGUAAACCUUAGAAGUAGUUCAAGCAAAGUUUUGCUGCAUGGGUAACAAUGCACACUGUAAGGAUUUUUAUCCCGUGAAUUUGACAAAAGUAGGAAGCUUAAAGUUUUUGUGACAAAAUCAUGUGAAAUUUUAAUGAUUUUCUCGUUUGAAGUGGCUGGAAACUAAUUUUCGAGCAUCUAAAAAAGUUGUUGCAAACAUCUCAGAGCUCAACUCAAGCCUUGAUCCUCAAGGUUUUUGAGGGACUGUCGAUUUACUUGUAAAUUACUCCUAAGGCUGGCAGAACACCCCACUGUUAAAUCUUUGAUGUGUAAUCCUUUGUCUUAGCUCACUGAAGGUUCCUAUUCUAUAUACACACACAUUAUAUAUAUAUAUAUAUAUAUAUAUAUAUAUUGCACAAUAGAGAAUCAUCUUAUUGCAAAUGAAAUCAUUAUUUUAGACCCAGUGCGUAAUGUGUUUCAGCUACUGCCUUCAUCAGGGGUCUUUUCAUUUAUUUCAAAAAUGCAUUCAUGUACAUAUACAUACAUAUAUAUAUUUACCCCUAUAUGCUUAAGUUCUUACCAAAAAAUUGUCAUCUCAGGAAGAAAAAAGGGAAAGGCAAGAAAGAAUAAGACAAAAGACAGCUCAAUUACAGGAGCUGAUCCUGCAGGUAAGCCAAUGCAGUAAUGAACAUCCUCUUUGCCUGAUUCAACUUGACUUUCCUCUAGUCAGACUUAUGAAAAUGAAGGAACAAGUAGAAUAAAGAUAAGAUCUUUAUGAUGAGGAAUUUUAGUAAGCUCCCUGUUGAAUUCCAAAAGCAUGUGCUGGAGAAGAAAUGUAAAUUGUUGUGUUUCCUUGACCCUUUCACUCCUACAAGUGACUAGAAUCUAAUUUUCCCCACAAUGUCACUCUUAACCCUUCAACUCCCAAGAUCUGAUUAUUAAUUCUCCCCACUAUCUGCUACACAUUUACUUGUAAAUUGUUUGUGAGAAUUUGGUGUUAGAUCAAGUUAUCAACUUCUACCUGAUAAGCUUGAGUAUUCUCAUUACCUGUUUGCUAAAUGAUGUAGGGAUAUUAUAGGUCGAGUAGUUUUGUGUUGAUCACUUCUUGGAGUUAAAGGGUUAAAUCAAACCCUAAAAGAAAUGAUUGCCAACUGAAGGAACUCCAGACUGAUAAACAAAUUCUCCUUUUCUGGAUUUUCAUAAUGAUGUCUGGGUACAAAAAGCUAAUCCAGAAGUGAUUAACAUAUAACUUCUCUUUACAAUAUCAAUAUUUACCUUGCUGAAAAGGGGUGAGAGUGAAUGAACUUACCAGCUACUAGGUGUUAAGUUGAUGUUACAUUAAAUUCUCUUUACUUAAUUACAAUAAAGGUAUAGCAGUUGGAAGGAAGAAUUUGAUUCCUGUUUGGAAAUAUGGACCUGGUGUUCAUGCUAAUUUCUAUUUAAUGUAAUUUCAGCAAAUUGCUUUUAAGAAUCUUGUACAAAGGAACAAACAAGUGGAAAAGGAUCAGGGUUCACCAGCUGCCAACACAGCUAUCCAUCUGCCUUUUAUCAUUGUGAACACAAGCAAGAAGACUGUCAUUGACUGCAGCAUAUCAAAUGACAAGUAAGAAGAACUAGCUUUGAGUAGUCCUGUUUUGCUAUUGCAUUGGGUGUGGGGCAUGUAGCACAAUGGAACCAGGCAGUGUUUGGGCAUUGGUUGUGUCAGUUGGUUCAGUAUUUCUCACAAUUCAGGAAUAUUUAACAAUUGUUCACUGAGGGUGUGGUAUUAUUAUAUUUGUUUCAUUAUUCAACAGUCUUCACUGAGCCUGGAAUGAAUAAUUGUUUUAGUAUAAUUUUGCACAAGUGCUUUCAAAUUCUGUUGUAACUUGAAAAUUGUAAAUUCUGCUACAAUUGUUUGGAUUACUUGUAUCAAGAUGAGCAGCCAGUUUCCACUAGAAUUUAACAGGUUCAUUAAAUUCCAUCAUCUCUUUCUUUUCAAAAGUGUUAUGCCAAACCUGUAGGCAUCUUUUGUGGCCUUCAGAAUUGUAUUUUUUCUAUCAUGUUUAUCACAACCUGUGUAACAUUGACAAAAUGUGAGACAGCCAUUUUGAAAUUUACUGCCCCUGCUAUAAUCACCUUGUGUUAGGUGAUUAUAGCAAGAUAUCAUGCAAUCCUCAACCAAUCAUAGCAUGUGCAUCUCUACGAUCACUAGAGCAAUCAUACUAAAACUUGGUAACAGCAAACUCAAGGGAGGGGAGGGUAAGGGGGAGGGAGUGACCUGCAACUGAUAAUAUCCCAUUCAUGUAAACAUGCAAUACUUCUACAAAUGUAGUUGCUUGAUGGUGUGGAGACCGUUAGAAAGUUUGGAAGAGUAGACUACUCAGCAAGUGUGGUGGCCUUCCUUCAGUUAAUUUAGUUUGGUUUGAAAUGUAAUGUCCAAGUUGUAGUGAAGUGGUAGCAGUAUGACAUACCUACCAUUAGAAUCUUAAGAUCUUGGUGUAGAUUUUCUCAACAUGCAAAAUUUCUAGAUCUUCCACUGCUAUUCACCUAAACAAUGAUUUCCACUUUUCGGCCACAUGUAUGUAUAACAUUAUCAUCUUUUUCUUGUUUGCUCGUACCCUCUAGAUUUGAGUAUCUGUUCAACUUUGACAACACAUUUGAAAUCCAUGAUGACAUUGAGGUUCUGAAACGAAUGGGUAUGUCAUUCGGUUUGGAAAAGGGACAGUGUGAGGAGGCAAACCUGCGAACCUCAAGAACAAUGGUCCCAAAAGCACUUGAGCCUUAUGUCAUGGGUAAGACUGUGGAAAGGUUUAUAUGUGAAUUUAGAAUGGAACUAUUCUUGGGUUUAUUAUUGUAAUCAUUAUUACUCUUAUCUCUUCGAUCACAGUCUUUGCUGGUGGUCUUUUUGUGCAUCAGCCAGGUGCAAACCAUACACUUAGGGCAUUAGUCACUCAACUCAAUUAUUCUGUUCAUACACUACACACCUUUCUGAGGAUUUGUGCAGAUCCCAGCAUGGAGAUCUUUUGAAUCUCUGUCACAGAAGUUUUUUCUGAUACUUUCUUUAUGUUUUCCACCAUCCCCUUCCUUAUUAUACCAAGCGCACCAACAACCACAAGGAUAACUAUGGUUUUCAUACGCCACAUUCUCUGUAUUUCUAGUUCUAGGUCUUUGUACUUGCUUUUCUUAUCCAUCUCCUUAUUAUUAUUAUUAUCAUUAUCAUUAUUAUUAUUAUUGUUAUUAUUAUUGUUGUUUUAAUACACAAGUACCAUUUCCUGGAAGUUCUUUAAAGUGACCUAGGUCUUGAAAUUGCCAUGGUGAAGGGCACCAUUCUUGGCAAUUUUAGUUUAUAAGUGACUGACCUUUAGCCAAAGAAUAAUUUUAAUUUUUUUUUCUUAAGCCUAGUAAAACCCAAAAUACAAACUCAAGAAAUGGUGUCCAUGGGGAGCAGCAGUUACCUUGACCAUGCCAAGAUCCAAUCAAAUUCAUUACUGUGCCUUCUUGGAUAAAAAAUUUGUAAUAAAAGGACUUAAAAUGCGUUCUUUCUUUUCUAGAUAUGGCAAAAACUGGUCCAGUUGGACUUGCUGGAAUACUUGGCAAUCAUGCAACACCCAAGUAUGUAAUGAUGAUUUAACCUAUUCACUCACAAGAUUAAAGCAUAACUUCUCCUUGCCCUUUCUAAACAUUGCUUUUGAUCUAAGUUCUGAGAAUUUAGUGUCAAAUCAGUGUUCUCUUGGAGAUGAUUUCUUCUUGUCACCUGACUGCUUGACAAUGUGUUAAUACUGUAAGGAGGAAUUAUUUAUUGUUUACACUUUGGGGCAAAAUUGUGUUGCAGACCUGGGGAAAGGCUUUGAUAACCUAUUAUGGACUUUACUGUUAGGAAUUAGCCUAAAACAUGUGGUUUUGAGUGGCAAAGCUACAAGAGCUAAAAAUCUGUUUGACUUUUUUUAAAUUUCAAAGCAAAUCCAUGGGGUCUUCAGCUUCUCCGUUGGUUGCAGCCACUACGCGGAUGUCACCUCUUCCUGCCCCAAAUACACCUUCAUCACCAUUGGCCACCCCUCUGCCUCAAGGACAUGGAACUUCACCUGUACCUACGGCAACCAGCCAUACACGGAAUCGUACCUCAAGAACAUCAUCUAUGGCUAGUGAUAGUGGGCCCUCACACCGAACCGCGUCUCCAUAUUCCUUUCCCUCUUCUCCAGCUUCUGAUGCUUCUUCAGAAUUAUCACAAGAUGGAUUUAUGGACACAGACGACACCAACACACACCACUGA
Pocillopora meandrina is the source of this 10754-nucleotide messenger RNA. The record is from the annotation of a GenBank genome assembly. NCBI's taxonomy places the organism in Eukaryota, Metazoa, Cnidaria, Anthozoa, Scleractinia, Pocilloporidae.